GUUGCAUUGGUCUUGAUUUGGUAAGCGGUUUUAGUCGUUUUGUAUAAUUUGUUUGUAAAGUUUUUAGGUUAAAGGAUCAUUGUUGAUGAUGGAAAUUUCAAAUUUUUUUGCGUUACCAUGAGCAAAGCCUUCUGAGUUAUAUCAUCGUUGUGCAAGUAAAAUGUUAGCUGUAUGUAAAUAGAGGAUAUUUUGAAGAUGAAGAAUUAUCAAGUUUGUUUCGCUGAAGACAUCUUCCUGACAAAUUGGUCAACAAUACCCCAUUGGGAUCACGCACAUGAUGCCCUGGAAACGCUCUCGGUCAUCCUGCCAUCGUUCCUGCUCACAUACAUCUCUGUCAAUGUGUCAUCUGCUCUGUUCUCGAGGAAGGAUUACGUGAAGAGAUUUGUGCUGGAUUUGUUUGCAAUCACUCUGCCGGUGAUCUUAAUGACAACAGUGCUGUUCCCUUACGUGGAUAAAGUCAGUCUGGGAUUGGCCCUGCUCAGUGUGGGGCUGUGCUUUGGUACGAGGGGCAUGAUCAAUGCCUUUCGAGAGGUUGUGAAGGAUGAUGGGUCGGAUUUGGGGAGGAAGAGUUUCGUGACGAACGCGAGAUCUACGAUAAACGUGCUGACCGCCGUCGCCAUACUUGGAAUUGAUUUCAAGCUGUUUCCGAAUCAGUUCCACAAGACGAAAAAGUAUGGAAUCAGCUUGAUGGAUGUGGGUGUCGGACUGUACGUGUACGCGAACGGGAUCGUCGCGCCGGAGAUUCGCGGUCACAAGGGGACUUUGCUGAAGACGAUCUUGAACGUGUUACCUUUGCUGGUGAUUGGGGUGCUGAGGUUCGUGAUCACGCACGAGAUUGAUUACCAUGUGAGCGUUACCGAGUACGGGGUGCAUUGGAACUUCUUCAUCACGCUGGCGGUGACAAAGCUAGUAAGUGCGCUGAUCAUGUUACCUAUUAGGAAUAGUUUCACGAGUUGCGCGAUUUUGGGAUUCGCGGUGCUGGGGCUCCACCAGGCCGGUCUCUACUGGGUUUUAGAGGAUUGGGUUUUCAGUGGAGCGGCGCGCAGUAAUUUUCUGGAAGCGAACCGGGAAGGUGUGGUGUCUUCGAUAGGAUACGUCGGGUUGUACUUUCUUUCGGUCGCGUUCGGGUUCGUCCUGCACGGCAGGAAUAAACAGAAGACUAGGCUUUUGGGUGAGCUGUUUAGUUGCGUUUUAUUCGUGGCGGUCUGCACUGUUUUGUUACACUCUUGGUUCAACAUUUCGCGGUGCCUGGCGAACAGCACCUACUGCCUCUGGGUCCUCUUCAUCGGCGUCCUCAUGACGACCCUCUACUACUUCCUCGAGAACUUCUUACGUUUCUUCUACACCAACGUCGAGAACGUCAUCCACGUGCCGUUCAUCUUCGACGCCAUCAACUACAACGGCCUCACGUUCUUCCUCGUCGCCAACCUCCUCACCGGAUUCGUCAACAUCGUAUUCAAAACCAAGAGCAUCACCGACCCCUACAGCUUGUUAAUACUGACUAUUUAUAUGACGGUGACGAAUUUCGUCGUCUGUCUGUUACACGUUAAAAAAAUAAAACUAAAAUUAUAAAGAGUAUAAAGUUAUCACAAGUUAAUAAGAGAUUCGAGAUUUGUUAAUGGCACACUUCAGAGUUCGUCU
This is a messenger RNA of Nicrophorus vespilloides, 1641 nucleotides long. RefSeq lists its product as uncharacterized. Gene Ontology annotation, biological process: GPI anchor biosynthetic process; protein localization to plasma membrane. The transcript has 2 exons. The record is from RefSeq and is a predicted model, not a curated record. NCBI's taxonomy places the organism in Eukaryota, Metazoa, Arthropoda, Insecta, Coleoptera, Silphidae. The coding region runs from base 196 to 1572 and encodes 458 amino acids. Gene Ontology annotation, molecular function: glucosaminyl-phosphatidylinositol O-acyltransferase activity. Gene Ontology annotation, cellular component: membrane; endoplasmic reticulum.